Terrapene triunguis (Three-toed box turtle) is the source of this 1689-nucleotide messenger RNA. Its product is annotated as neutrophil cytosol factor 2-like. NCBI's taxonomy places the organism in Eukaryota, Metazoa, Chordata, Testudines, Emydidae. The record is from RefSeq and is a predicted model, not a curated record. Gene Ontology annotation, biological process: phagocytosis; superoxide anion generation; respiratory burst. Gene Ontology annotation, cellular component: NADPH oxidase complex. Bases 70 to 1647 code for a protein of 525 amino acids. The transcript has 15 exons. Gene Ontology annotation, molecular function: superoxide-generating NADPH oxidase activator activity; protein binding.
UGUAAAGAGCAAAGAAGGGCUGAAGCCAGGGGAGGCCGUCUUUACUCCACUGCAGGCCGCUGCUGCACCAUGUCUCUGGCUGAGACCAUCCGACUGUGGAACGAGGGAGUGUGUGCUACAGACCGCAAGGACUGGACAGCUGCGCUGGAUGCUUUCACCUCAGUGCAGAACCCCCCUUCCAAACUCUGCUUUAACAUUGGCUGCAUCCACCUGAUCCUGGGGAAUUUGGCUGAGGCAGAGCAGGCGUUUGCCAGGAGCAUUAACCGUGACAAGCACUUAGCCGUGGCCUAUUUCCAGCGCGGGACAGUGUUUUACAGGAGAGAGAACUAUGAAUUGGCCAUUGAGGAUUUUAAAGAGGUGUUGGCCCUGCUGCGAGGGAACCUGCUGAUAGACUACAAGAUCCUGGGGCUGCCAUUCAGGCUGUUUGCUUGUGAGGUGUUGUAUAACAUAGCCCUGCUCUAUGCCAAGCUGGAGGACUGGAGAAAAGCUGAAGAGCAUCUGACGCUGGCGAUAAGCAUGAAGACUGAGCCCCGGCACAACAAGAUUGACAGGGCGAUGGAAGCCAUCUUGAAGCAUAGACUCUUUGAGCCGGUGGCGAUUCCUCCAGGGAAGCUGUUUAGGCCAAAUGAAAAGCAAGUGGCUCAGCUGGAGAAGAAGGAUUACCUGGGAAAAGCUACGGUCGUGGCAUCUGUCGUCGACAAGGAUAGUUUUUCAGGGUUUGCUCCGCUUCAGCUGCAGACGCCUGGCCCUCCACCCAGACCAAAGACGCCAGAAAUCCUCCGGGCCCUGGAAGGGGAGCCUCACCGUGUGCUGUUCGAGUUCACGCCCGAGACCGCAGAGGAGCUGCAAGUCCUGCCGGGAAACAUUGUCUUUGUCCUGACGAAGGGGAAGGACAACUGGGCCACCGUUAUGUUCAACGGGAAGAAAGGGAUUGUCCCCUGUAACUACCUUGAGGCCGUGGAGCUCCAGAACCAGCCGCAGGUCCGGGAGGAAACCCCUGCUGAGUUGGACAUCCCUGCCCCACCCAGUUCCACCGCUCCGGAAAAGCCCAGGUCUCCAGCACCAGCUCACGGUCCUGGUACUUCUGGAAAAGAGCAGCAAGAAGCUGCAAAGGAUGCAGGAUCAGCUACCUCAAGCCCAUAUGUUCUCAAGGUGCAUUACAAGUACACAGUAGCAAUACCAGUCCGGCUUGGAAUCAACUACAGCGAACUCCUGGACACGGUGUGCAAGAAACUGGAGCUCACACCAGAGCAUACAAAACUGAGGUACCGGCCUGCAGAGAGUGAGGAGCUGGUAACUCUGAGCGAGGACAGCAUGAAGACAGUAUGGAGUCACGCUAAGGACUAUUGCCUGACACUGUGGUGCGACGUCACAGAGGGAGACAAAGAUUUACCCAGAGGGGAAGAUGGCCAAGCUGAGGAGGGUACCCAGAAGACACCACCACAACAGCUGGAAGCAAACCAUGUGGUAGCUCGAUACAGUUAUGAAGCCAUCCAGCCCGAGGACCUGGAGUUCCAGGCAGGAGAUGUGAUACUCGUUUUAUCCAAAGUGAAUGAAGAGUGGUUGGAAGGCCAGUGCAAGGGGAAGGUGGGCAUUUUCCCCCGAGCUUUUGUUCAAAAAAGUGAUGCCGAAAACCCUGAAAUCUAAUUCCACAGAAGCCUGAGGACCCCAGGACGUGCAACAGUAGCA